Molecule: messenger RNA, 4239 nt
Organism: Triplophysa dalaica
Lineage: Eukaryota; Metazoa; Chordata; Actinopteri; Cypriniformes; Nemacheilidae
Product: macrophage mannose receptor 1-like
Exons: 32
Coding region: 1-3957 (1318 amino acids)
Molecular function (GO): signaling receptor activity
Source: RefSeq, a predicted model, not a curated record
AUGGUCUUUGGGAUGUCCAGUCAAACAGAUGAACGCUGGCAGAUUUAUGGGAGUCAAGACGAUCUGUGUUCUCAUGGAUAUCAAGAGAUGUAUACUCUGGCUGGGAAUUCAUUUGGAAAACCAUGUCAGUUCCCCUUUAAGUUUAAUGACAAGUGGUUUGCCGAGUGUAUCGUGGAGGGAAGAUCAGACGGCCAACUGUGGUGUUCAACUGAGACAGAUUAUAACACGGACAAGAAAUGGGGCUUCUGUCCAACCAAAGGAUGGGACAGUGAUCCAGUCAGUGGUGUUUUGUAUCAGAGGAACACACAGUCAGUAUUGACGUGGCAUCAAGCUCGAACCAGCUGCCAACAGCAAGAUGCAGAUCUUCUCAGUAUAUCAGAACUCCACGAGCAGUCGUAUAUAGCAGGUCUGACAGAUCACAUGGGUUCAGUUCUAUGGAUCGGUCUGAACAGUCUUGACUUUGAGAGCGGCUGGCAAUGGAGUAAUGGAAACCCAUUCAGAUAUCUCAACUGGGCUCCUGGUCACCCGUCUCUGGAGCCGGGUCUGAACUGUGCUGCAUUAAACGCUGCUAAAGCCUCAAAGUGGGAAAGUUUGUCCUGCAGUAAGAAGUUGGGCUACAUCUGCCGCAAGGGCAAUUCAACAGAGAUCACACCUUCAACAGGUAAAGAUCAGCCGAUCUUCUGUCCAGCGGCGUGGGUGCCGUACGCCGGUCACUGUUAUUAUCUGCAGCGCUCUCAGAAGAUGUGGAGCGACGCUUUGGCAGCGUGUCAUAAAGAAGGAUCAGAUCUGGCCAGCAUACACAACAUCGAGGAGCACAGUUUCAUCAUAUCACAGAGUGGAUACUUGUCCAGUGAUGAGCUGUGGAUUGGUCUUAAUGAUCAGAACAUUCAGAAUCUGUUUGAGUGGUCAGAUAGAAAACACGUCAGCUUCACCAGAUGGAUUGUUGGAGAACCUUCACACAUCAACAGUCGCAUGGAGGAUUGUGUGCUUAUGAAGGGAAAGGAGGGAAAGUGGGCAGAUGAAGCGUGUGAAGCAGCUCAUGGUUACAUCUGUAAGAAGAAAGCUUCCAUUAAACCUGAAGGAUCCACACACAUGAUCAGUCCUGGAUGUCCUGCUGGUUGGUUCAGGUUUGGCUAUUACUGUUAUAAUGUUGCCAUGGAAACCAAAACUUUUGAUGAUGCCAAACUGACAUGUGAGCAGAGCGCAGCGAGUCUGGUGGAUGUUGCCAGCAGGUAUGAGAAUGCGUUUCUCAUCAGUCUGGUUGGUCUUCGGCCUGAGAAAUAUUUCUGGAUUGGUCUCUCUAAUACUCAACAGUUGGCGCUCUUCCAGUGGACUGAUGGUGUUAAAGUCAAGUUUACACACUUUAAUGUCGGCAUGCCAGCUAGGCACCAGGGUUGCGUGGCAAUGUUAACAGGAUCUUCAGCAGGAUUAUGGGAUGUUCUGGCCUGUAACACUAAACAGAAAUACUUCUGUAAGAAAAUGGCAGAAGGAAUCACUAUAACCCCAGAGCCUCCAACCACACAACCUCCCAGCUGCCCAAAAAACUGGAUUAAAAAAGAUCCACACAACUGCAUUCAGGUCUACAGACCGCAGAAGUACGAGAAGAAGACUUGGUUUGAGGCUCGUGAUUUCUGUCGAGCUCUUGGUGGUGAUUUAGCAAGCUUCCACUCAGAUAAAGAAAUGGAUACAAUACUGCAUUUAAGGGGACGCCCGACAUGGAUCGGCUUCACUUCACUGGACAGUAAUUCUGGCUAUGUGUGGUCAGAUCAAACUCCUUCGGAUUACGAAAAUUGGGACUUCGGGGAGCCAAACAACCACAACAACGAAGAGAACUGUGCAGAAUAUGGCUAUAAGAGUAACAACAGGUGGAAUGAUCGAAAUUGUCAAGCUUCUAUUGACUGGACCUGUCAGAUUCCAAUAGGCAUCACUCCAAAAUCCCCACCGACGUCAGUAAUUCAAGAAUAUAAUAAGACAUCUGAUGGUUGGAUCGUGUUCAAUGGCAGUCAGUACUUUAUUAAUAAUGAUCUGCUCUCUAUGGAAGAAGCUCGAGCGUUCUGUAAGAAGAAUCACGCUGAUCUUGCUGUCAUCACUGAUCACAGCGAGAGAAUGUUUUUGUGGAAGCAGAUAGACCUGUCAAGGGAAUCAGAAAAUUACUACUACAUCGGGAUGUUUGUAGAGUUGGAUAAAUCAUUUAGCUGGAUGGAUGGAUCACCUGUUGUUUACACUGCCUGGUGUCACAAUCAACCCAGUUUUGGCAACAAUGAUGAGAACUGUGUGAGCAUUUACAAGGAAACGGGGCUCUGGCAUGAUAUCAGCUGUGGCAUGUCGUUACCCUCUGUCUGUAAAAGAAGUUCAGAUUUUGUCAACACCACAAUGUCUCCGUCUACUGUAGCGGCAGGCGGCUGUGCUCCUGGAUGGACGCGCUUUCUGGGAAAAUGUUAUCAUUUUUUUGAUAACAAGAUGUCGUGGCAUAAAGCACGAGAUUACUGCAUUUCACAUGGAGGUAAUCUGGUGUCCAUCCAGAGUCACAAAGAGCAAUUGUUUCUCACAACUCUAAUGCUCACUUCUGCUGAUGACGUGUGGACCGGAUUGAAUGACGUCAAUUGGGAGAUGAAGUUUGUGUGGACUGAUGGUAAAAGUGUCAGAUUCACAAACUGGAUGAAAGGUCAACCUGUGUCACAGCCCGAGUCAAGAGUCGUCUUUGAUGAAGAGGAAGAGAUGGCGAGAAUAUUUUUGCACCGUCACUUCAUACAUCAGAUUGAAAGUCAGAAAUAUGACUGUGUUGUCAUGGUUAGAAAUCCACAGAAGAUCACUGGUGUGUGGAAAGUUGAAGUGUGUGCGAAUGAGAGACGUUUCAUCUGCAAGAGGAACACAGACUCUCAGCUGUCUGCUCCCGUGACCACAGCAGUGCCGCAGAGAUUCUUCAGUCUGGGCACCGAUUCAUACAAGGUGCAGCAGGUGAAGAUGAGCUGGGAUGAAGCCAGAAGAGAGUGUAAAGCAGAUGAUGCUGAUCUUGCUAGUGUUCUGGACUCCAUCAGUCAGGCGUACAGCAGCCUCAGAGUCGACACCAUCAGAGAACCUUUGUGGAUCGGCCUCAACAGCAACCUGACAGGUGGACGGUAUCGCUGGGUGGAUAACUGGCUUCUAAGCUACAGUAAAUGGGCCGCAGGAGAACCCAGAAACAAUUUAGCUUGUGUUUAUAUCGACACGGAUGGCGACUGGAAAACCGCAGCGUGCAACAACACAUAUUAUUCCCUCUGCAAACGAUCAAAAGUUAUUGCCCCCACAGAUCCUCCUCAGCUGCCGGGUAACUGCCCUGAAUCAGAUCAGCACAUAGGUUGGAUCUCGUUUAGAGGACACUGCUAUACAUUCAUGACCUCUCAGAGAGAAAACUGGGAUGAUGCCAUAGUGGAAUGCAUGAGAAAAGGAGACCCGAUAGAAUCAAAGUUUAUCCGUCAGAAUCUGGAGAUCCUUCAAGAUGAAGUCGGCUCAUUCUGGAUCGGAAUGCACCGCAGUCAUACGGGUGAAUGGAUGUGGAUUGAUAGUUCGGUUGUGGAUUACACGAACUGGAAACCGCGGUUGCCAAAUAACGCCGGUGACUGUGUGGAAGUUCAGUCAAACACUGGAAUGUGGAGCAACAGCAACUGUAAUAAUCGCAGAGCUUAUAUCUGCAAGACUGCUAAAGUCAUACCACCAACAGAGAAGCCGACAGUGUCAGCAUUUACAGAGAAUGAUGUAGAAGAGACGUCUCACGGUUCGGCUGGCAUCGCUAUAGGGGUGGUGUUGAUCAUCAUCGCUGUCGCAGGUGUUGCUGGCGUUCUGUACUACAAGAGAAUUUGCAGACCUUUGAUUGGACAGAAUACUUUUGACAACAGACUCUAUAACAAUUCUGAUCUGUCAGAGCCUCUUGCCACUUUUCAUAGUAGUGGCAACAAUGAACAAAAUGACCACAAUUAACACAUCAAUACACACAUGACACUAACUUUGAAUGAAAUGCACACAAGCCGUAUUAAAACAUGUACAGUAGAUACACUGAGAAUACAGACCUGACAGCAGACACCUGUUCUGAUAUAAAUAAUAUGAUCUUUCAUAAUCAUUAAGAUAGUGGAAAGAUGAAUGUACUCAUAUUUACUGGAUUAAAAGAUGCUUUAAAAAUAUGUUGUUCGUUGUUACGUAAUGUUAGCAAAUACAUUAGGUAAAGAAUAAUUGAACAGACCAGUAACAAUUAUUCCGCUGAAA